AUGUUCGCAGUCCUCUUUCUAACUUUCUCCGCCCUUGCUGGUGUUCUUGGAUUUCCAGGCCAAAUUAAUCAAAGAAAGGAGAGCAUUUCCGCAGGCACUCAAGCUACCUUCUAUAAUUCCUUCUGGACCGACGGCAAAGCAAAGGUAACCUACAAGAACGGUCCCGCAGGCCAGUACAGCGUAACUUGGGACGGGAACGGAAACUUCGUUGGGGGCAAAGGGUGGAAUCCUGGUUCAGCCAGCAAGGUCAUCAACUACACCGCUGACUUCAAUCCUAAUGGUUACUCCUACCUCACCAUCUACGGCUGGACCACCAACCCGCUAAUCGAAUUCUACAUUGUGGAAAACUACCAUCCUGACCAUGAGCCCGCCGCGCCUCCCGAAGGCGAAGAAAAAGGUAAUCUCACGAGCGAUGGCAGUAUGUAUCGGAUUCGCACAAAAAUGAGGGUGAAUAAGCCAAGUAUACAGGGAACGACGACGUUCAGGCAGAUCUUUUCAGUGCGGGAGGAUUUGAGGGAGAGCGGGGAAGUGACUGUGGCGAAUCACUUUAAGGCAUGGAAAGAUGCAGGGUUAAAGACCGGCAGCAUGAAUUAUAUGAUUGUAGCUACGGAGGGGAAUAACAGCAGCGGGGAUGCUACCGUUACGGUGUAUUAG
This is a messenger RNA of Lindgomyces ingoldianus, 654 nucleotides long. RefSeq names its product endo-beta-1,4-xylanase. The coding region runs from base 1 to 654 and encodes 217 amino acids. The record is from RefSeq and is a predicted model, not a curated record. NCBI's taxonomy places the organism in Eukaryota, Fungi, Ascomycota, Dothideomycetes, Pleosporales, Lindgomycetaceae. Gene Ontology annotation, molecular function: hydrolase activity, hydrolyzing O-glycosyl compounds. The transcript has 2 exons. Gene Ontology annotation, biological process: xylan catabolic process.